UAAUAAGAAAAACUCCAAUCUUUACGUCAAUACCUGUUUUCUAGUUUAUCGUUGUUAUGAUGACGCUGCUCUUUUGACGCAGUGGAGUGGCGUAGGACCGUAGGAGUACAUUGGUCCGAUUUGUAUCUGUUGGUUUCCAAACCCAAACAAAAGCAGAGGAAGGCGAGGAUGAGAAUCCAGACAAGAUUCUUGAAAUGAUACCUAUUCUAGUUCUUGCCUUUUCUUGAUUCCCAAGUCCAGAGGACAAAAUCAUAGCUUGUCUGCUGUUUCCUGGCGAUGGUCUUGCUGGGGCUCUUAAUUUGAUUAUCGAUUGUUGUGAUUAUUGGUCGACGGGUGGACGGCUUUACACCUGUUGAGAGACAGCUCGGUGGAGUUUCUGUUAGUCACAGGGUCGACAGCCGACGACAAGAUCUCAACUUUGCUGGGGGUGGGAGACGGGGGGAUUUUCUUUGGCGAAUGGGGAAGAAGCAGCAUGCGGAUUGGACCUCUGGGUCCAUCAUGAGUGCUGGGGGUGAGAGAGUGUCUCUCUUGAACAAGGAUGCGCGGAAGAAGACGAAGGAAGAUCAGCCAGUUGAGGGCCCUCGAUCAGACCUCGAGAUUGGGGAUGCUGUGGAGGCAGCAAAUGUUGGAUUUUGCAGAGUAUUUUCUCUGGCAAAACCUGAUGCGGGGAAGCUUAUUAUUGGUACCAUCGCACUGCUAGUAGCAUCAACGUCAAGCCUUCUGAUACCAAAAUUUGGAGGAGUGAUAAUAGACAUUGUAUCACGAGACACAAGGACUCCUGCAGAGCAAAUUGAAGCUUUAAAUGCUGUCAAGAACACCAUACUGGAAAUUGUGCUUAUCGUCAUUAUCGGAUCUCUCUGCACUGCACUUCGAGCAUGGCUAUUUACUUCAGCUAGUGAGAGGGUCGUUGCUCGUUUGAGGAAGGACUUAUUCAGUCACCUUAUUAAUCAGGAAAUAGCCUUCUAUGAUGUUACCCGAACCGGUGAACUCCUUAGCAGGCUAUCAGAAGACACCCAAGUCAUAAAGAAUGCUGCAACCACCAAUCUCUCUGAGGCACUCCGGAACUUAACCACUUCAUUUAUUGGAGUCGGCUUCAUGUUCUCAUCAUCAUGGAAAUUAACAUUGCUGGCUUUAGCAGUAGUUCCAGUCAUUUCAGUGGCUGUGCGAAAAUUUGGACGAUAUCUUCGUGAACUCUCCCAUGCAACUCAAGCAGCAGCUGCAGUUGCUGCUUCAAUUGCUGAGGAAUCUUUUGGGGCAAUCCGAACAGUCAGAUCCUUUGCUCAAGAAAGUUACGCAAUAGCAAAUUACUCGGAGAAGGUUGAUGAGACAUUAAAGCUUGGACUUAGACAAGCUAGAGUAAUUGGUCUAUUUUUCGGAGGACUUAAUGCAGCAUCGACUUUAUCUGUUAUUGUGGUGGUGAUAUAUGGAGCAUAUCUAACCAUAACAGGCUCAAUGACUGCAGGAUGCCUCACAUCCUUCAUUCUUUACAGUCUCACUGUUGGGUCAUCGGUCUCCUCGUUGUCAGGACUAUAUACAACUGCCAUGAAAGCUGCAGGUGCAAGUAGGAGAGUCUUCCAGCUUCUUGAUCGUGUCUCCACCAUGGAAAAAUCUGGAGAUAAAUGUCCUGAGGGAAAUCCUGGUGGAGAUGUGGAAUUGGAUGAUGUUUGGUUUGCAUAUCCUUCUCGACCGAGCCAUAUGGUUCUCAAGGGAAUAUCGUUGAAAAUGAGUCCUGGCUCGAAGAUUGCCCUCGUUGGUCCAAGCGGUGGCGGAAAAACUACUAUAGCAAACCUGAUUGAACGGUUUUAUGAUCCUCUAAAAGGAAAAAUACUACUUAAUGGGGUUCCUCUGGUGGAAAUAUCGCAUGAAUAUCUUCACAGAAAGAUAAGCAUAGUGAGUCAGGAGCCUGUUCUAUUCAACUGCUCUAUCGAAGAGAACAUUGCAUAUGGGUUGAGUGGCAGAGCUGCCAUCUCGGAGGUUGAAAACGUAGCAAGAAUGGCAAAUGCCCAUGAUUUCAUAGAGAAUUUCCCAGAGAAAUACCAGACGGUGGUCGGAGAGCGUGGGCUGAGGUUGUCAGGAGGACAGAAACAGAGGAUUGCGAUUGCAAGAGCACUCUUGAUGGACCCGAGAGUCUUGCUACUGGACGAAGCCACGAGCGCCCUUGAUGCCGAAAGUGAAUACUUAGUCCAGGAUGCAAUGGAUUCUCUCAUGAAGGGAAGGACAGUGCUUGUAAUAGCUCAUAGGCUCUCAACCGUGAGAACUGCAGACAGCGUAGCAGUAAUAUCUGAUGGACAGAUAGUAGAGAUCGGGACUCAUGAAGAACUUCUCUGCAGAGACGGCAUUUACACAGCACUCGUUCAGAGGCAACUUCAAGAAGGGCCGAGGGUAUCACUUGAGUCUUGACCACAAUCACGUGUUCAGUGAUGAACUUUAUAUAUACCAGCCGCAUCAGUAUAGGACUAGGAUAAGACCGCAGUUUGCUUCAGUGAACUGGUAUGAGACCGUAGUCUUGGCAGGGUUGGUACUUCACUAUAUACCGAUUCACGAAGAUUCAGGUCGACUGUACCUUCUAAUGGAUUAUAGCAUAAACACCAAAACGAUAAUUGACAUUCUCAGCAUGAUAUCGGCGAGAACUCACAUAAAUCUUAAGGGUAGUUCUCUGUUCUAUGCAA
This is a messenger RNA of Punica granatum (pomegranate), 2669 nucleotides long. The record is from RefSeq and is a predicted model, not a curated record. Lineage: Eukaryota; Viridiplantae; Streptophyta; Magnoliopsida; Myrtales; Lythraceae.